AAAUUGAUCGCUCAGGAAGCUUUGCCUCUCACAUCAGUCGCUCAGUGCAACUGUUGUUAGAUGUCUUACGAGACUGGGAGAAGUGCGCAUGCUGUUGCUAAUCAGCACACAGCUGAGAAAGAAGCCUGACAUUGGAAGACGGUACCUCCGGAUGGGGAGCGCCAAGUUUUGGCCAAACUGGCUCAGUCCUAUAUGCUGGACUCUGUUGCCAUGCAGCUGAAGCGACCAGAAGAAGAAAUUGAUAAAAAGGAAGUUCUUUUGUCAGCAUUUUGUGUUUACAAUACCCACCGCCAUGGCAGCAAUGCCUUACAAGCUAUGAGACUUCUCACUGCAGCAUUUCGGCAGGUGGCAUUGCCACAGCAAGGAUCAAUGUCUGAGGUGGAGCAGGCCAUUCAUUACUGCACAGCUCUUAUUGCCCGCGAGAGUCAAGCCAUGACACCUAGGCAAGAAAGGAGCCGUGUGUCUUUGAAUUUCACUUCACCUGCUGUCAGCACUCCAGUGAUCCCUGGGAUCAAUCCAGCAGCUUUUGCAGGAGGUUCCUCUCUUCCCAAUCUACCAUCAGGACCAGAAGCUUCUGUAAGAAUGUCUGGAAGCAGCAUGCAACACCGGGGAUUGGUGUCUUUACCAUCUGGUCCCACAUCUUCGAGAUCAUCACUGGGUGGCUCAUGUGGUCCUCAGUCCUUCUCCCAGAUAUCUGCCCACUGGGAAUCUCCUUCAGCACUAUUUGGAGUCUUUGCCGGCAACACCAGCACAUCAGGUGUGCCUCUCACACCACCGAGGAGAGUCUCCACAGGAACAGGAACCACAGACAUUAUUGAUCUGACAUCACCUGAAAAGCAGAGUCCAAUGAGAGCUGUCAAGUCACCUCAGGCCUCAGUUACCACCUCCACCAUACUUCAUCCAAGAACCCCAGGAGCCUGGCCACUGGUGCCCCCCAAUUUGUGCCCCUCUCAUCUCCAUUCAUCCUCUCCAUUUUCAUCUCCCAUCAACCCCAUGUCUAGCGGGGCAUCAGCUGGGCAAACACCAGGUUACACUACGACUGAUGACCCUAGUGACUUUGACAUGUCUGACCCUGGCGAUGACCUGGCUUUUACAUCACCUGAUAAACUCACCUCAGAUGUGAGGCACCAUUUUCAAGGUGACCUGUUGUAAUGUUGGCAAAGCAGUGACUGAAGAAUAAAAUUUGUGAACAUAA
Pomacea canaliculata is the source of this 1195-nucleotide messenger RNA. RefSeq lists its product as uncharacterized. The coding region runs from base 193 to 1152 and encodes 319 amino acids. The transcript has 4 exons. The record is from RefSeq and is a predicted model, not a curated record. Lineage: Eukaryota; Metazoa; Mollusca; Gastropoda; Architaenioglossa; Ampullariidae.